Messenger RNA from Trifolium pratense (red clover), 1992 nucleotides. RefSeq names its product uridine 5'-monophosphate synthase-like. The record is from RefSeq and is a predicted model, not a curated record. Lineage: Eukaryota; Viridiplantae; Streptophyta; Magnoliopsida; Fabales; Fabaceae. Gene Ontology annotation, molecular function: orotidine-5'-phosphate decarboxylase activity; orotate phosphoribosyltransferase activity. Gene Ontology annotation, biological process: 'de novo' pyrimidine nucleobase biosynthetic process; 'de novo' UMP biosynthetic process. The transcript is spliced from 8 exons. Bases 313 to 1722 code for a protein of 469 amino acids.
AAAAAAAAAAGGGUAAAUAUUCUUCUAUUCUCUCUAUCAAAAAAAUAUUCUUCUAUUCUAUCAACGAAAUUUGCUUUAAAGUCUGAUUCCAGCCUCAAUCCUUCCUGCAAUGAGCGACAUCCUCUCUCGUCUAGCAGCAACAACAACAACACAUCAUAAUAGAUUAUUAUCGGCGUGUCAGUGUUCGUGUCUGUGUCCGUGUCUGUGCUUCAUAGGCCAUAACGGUUAGUAAUAGUAAGGUUGUGUCAUCCUCUAUGAUGGGAGGAAUGAGGUUUUAUAUAAUCCUUGAAGCACACUGAAAAAGGCACAUCAAUGGAGUCUUUAGUUCUUAAACUCCAUGAAAUCUCAGCUGUCAAAUUUGGAAACUUCAAGCUCAAAUCCGGCAUCUCCUCACCAAUUUACAUAGACCUUCGCCUUGUUAUAUCUUACCCUUCUGUCCUCCGGCAAAUUUCUCAAACUAUGAUUUCUUCUGUCUCGGACACUAAAUUUGACCUUGUCUGUGGUGUCCCUUAUACCGCUCUUCCUAUUGCCACUUGUGUGUCUGUCACGCACAACAUCCCUAUGGUCAUGCGCCGCAAAGAAAUCAAAGACUAUGGCACUUCUAAAGCCAUUGAAGGUGAUUUUAAGCAUGGGCAAAGUUGCUUGGUAAUCGAGGAUUUAGUUACUAGUGGCACAUCGGUUUUGGAAACUGCUGCACCGUUGCGUGACAUAGGGUUGAAGGUCAGUGAUGCUGUUGUUUUGAUUGAUAGAGAACAAGGUGGAAGAGAGAAUUUGGAGAGUAAUGGAAUCAAGUUGCAUGCCAUUCUUAAAUUGACUGAAAUGGUCAAAAUUUUGAGAGAAAAAGGAAGACUUGAUGAGGAGAUGGUUCGGGUUGUUAUGAGAUUCUUACAAGAAAAUCAGAAGGUUGCUGCUUUGGAAAAUACAAGGAAGGUCAAGAAGGUAUUGUCGUAUUUGGAGAGGGCUAAAUUGUCCAAGAAUCCAAUGGGAAAGAGGUUGUUUGACAUAAUGGCGGCGAAGGAAAGUAAUCUGUGUUUUUCUGCAGAUGUUGGGACUGCAGCUGAAUUGCUUGAAAUUGCUGAUAAGGUUGGUCGUGAGAUAUGUUUGCUGAAAACCCAUGUGGAUAUCUUUCCAGAUUUUACUCCGGAUUUUGGCUCAAAGCUUCGUGCGAUUGCAGAAAAACACAACUUCUUAAUAUUUGAGGAUCGUAAGUUUGCCGACAUUGGUAACACAGUGACCAUGCAGUAUGAAGGAGGGAUUUUUCAUAUAUUGGAUUGGGCUGAUAUAGUAAAUGCUCACAUUAUCUCUGGUCCUGGAAUUGUGGAUGGACUGAAAUUAAAGGGUUUGCCUCGUGGAAAGGGUUUGUUGCUACUUGCUGAAAUGAGUUCAGCUGGUAACCUUGCCAAGGGAGAUUAUACUGCUGCUGCAGUAAAAAUUGCUGAGGAUCAUUCUGACUUUGUUAUUGGCUUCAUCUCGGUCAAUCCAGCAUCGUGGUCUGGGGCACCGAUAAAUCCUUGUUUCAUUCAAGCAACUCCUGGUGUUCAAAUGGUGAUCGGUGGUGAUGGUUUGGGGCAGCAAUAUAAUACUCCUUAUUCUGUUAUCCAUGAUAGGGGUAGUGACAUUAUUAUAGUGGGGCGUGGCAUCAUCAAGGCAGCGAAUCCGGCUGCGGCAGCUCGUGAAUACCGUCUUCAAGGAUGGAGUGCAUAUUUGGACAAGUGCAAGUAACGUUCGUGUUCUUAACCAAAUGGAUGUGAUGUUUCAUUUUGCAGUUGUUCACAAAUAGCAGAUUGGAUGCAGCUUUGGAAUUUUGUUUACUUCUUUUAUGUAGGAAAUGUUUUCAGUUGAGCUAUAUAUAUACCAGAAUGGCUUCAUUUUCAGCUCAGCUAUGAAUAAAUGCAAAAAAAAAAAUUUCAUGUAGUAUUUGAACACACUUUUGGAGAUCAAUAACCUGAACUUCACAUCCAAGCAUUAUGCCACUAUGAAGUUAUAUAACAC